AUGUUAGCACUCUGUUUCGACAGAAACGCAGCUACUAUGUCGAUAGUAAGUUCUGUGAUUUCUUGCAGGCACCAUUGUAUAUGUUUGCGCAAGUAA
Molecule: messenger RNA, 96 nt
Organism: Spirodela intermedia
Lineage: Eukaryota; Viridiplantae; Streptophyta; Magnoliopsida; Alismatales; Araceae
Source: the annotation of a GenBank genome assembly